AUGCAGUUACUAUGUUAUAAAAAUCAUUCGCCAUUGCUUUUGCCACCCAAAUCAAUCCCAUCCGCCAAUUUCUCCAACCAAACCAUUUUCCACCGCCAUGAACUUUUUCAAAACCGUCUUCUCCGACGAACCCGAAUCACCACCGUCUCACAAUUCCGAUUCCGACCAACCCGAUCCAGACCACCACGACACACCCACCGAAACCACCGCUUGGAGCUUCGGCGGCCUGAUCCAAACCCUAGCAUCCAAAUCCGAAUCCGUCCUCGAAAAUUACCGCCGCGAUCUCGAAGAAUUCAGCUCCGGCUUAAAGAUUGAAACAUCCGUCAUCCGGGAAGCCGCCUCACGCGCCGUUAAAGACCUCCCUGCUUCCCUCGAUGUCGGCGCCUCCGUCGCUCAGGAAUCGCUUGAAACCGUUGGUCAAGCCAUCGAUGAUAUCGGUAGCACCGUUUGGAAAUCGACGGCGCAGAUUAUCUCUCACGGUAGGGAAUCUCUUUUAGCACCUGAUUCUGAUUCUGAUUCUAAUGAUUCAAAUAAUAUUAAGAGAGAUUUGAGUAGUAGUAGUAGUGUUGGUGAUUUGAAACGUUAUAGUAGAUUUGAUGUAUUAGUUCGUGCUCUUCAGAGUGAUGUUAAUACGUAUUUGGAUGAGCCUGAAGAUUUGGUGAAUUUCAAUGAGUGGAAAUUAGGGUUUGUGCUGGAUGAUAAGGUCGAUGAGAUUGAGAAUUUGAUCAAAGAGAAUGAUGUUGUUGAUGAGAUUUAUGUGAAAAUUGUUCCAAGUAAGAUUGAUGAUGAGAUAUUCUGGAGUAGGUAUUUCUAUAAGCUGCAUAAGCUUAAGCAAGCUGAAGAUGCGAGGGCGAAGUUUGUUAAGCGGGCUAUUUCAGGUGAUGAAGAGGAGGAUCUGAGCUGGGAUUUUGAUGAUGAUGAUAAUAAUGAUGACGGGUAUGAGCCCAAAGGUAGUAUCAGUGGGGUUUCUAAACAGGAGGAUAAUUCUGCUGAGGUUGCUGCGACCACGGUUGAUGCUAAUGUGGAGAUUGUUAAGAAUUUGAAAAUUGAAAAUGAUGAGAAGGGUGUUGCUGCCGCUGAAUCUAUAACUGAUCGAGGUGAUGAUAAGUUGGAGAAGGAGAACUAUGUUGACAAUGUGGUGUCUAGUGUUUCUGCAACUGUGAGUGAUCAAGAUGAUAAGUUGGAUAUAAAAAAUGUGGCAUCCGAAGUGAAGGCAGAUAAUGAUAACAGUGGUGAAUCAUGCAAAGAUAGUGAUAUUUCAAUUGUUUCAAGCCAGCCUUCCAUGCCCGAGGAAGAAGACAUUAGUUGGGAUGAAAUUGAAGAUGUUGAAACCAAUGAUGAAAAGAGAGGGGAUGCUGGUGCGUCUGAAAGUAAGAUUGAUUUGCAGAAGAGAUUGAGUGCGGCAACUGCUGAUGAAGAUGAGGAUCUUAGUUGGGAUAUUGAAGAAGAUGAUGAAGCUGUCAAGUCAUGACCAGAUAAUAGGGUCAGGGUCAUUAGUGAUUCAAUUUAUAAACACAAAUUGCUCAUUAAGUGUAUACUUUUUUCUUGUUUAUGAAUGAUGUAAAUAACCUCUAUUUUUUUUUAUGUAUCAUACAAGCUCAAUGCAUAAGGUAAGCACCAGUUGAAUCAUGUCAUAUUUAUUCACCUUAUUAUAACUGAGAUAUCGAAUCUGGUUCACCUAAA
Molecule: messenger RNA, 1683 nt
Organism: Medicago truncatula (barrel medic)
Lineage: Eukaryota; Viridiplantae; Streptophyta; Magnoliopsida; Fabales; Fabaceae
Product: BSD domain-containing protein 1
Exons: 1
Coding region: 98-1471 (457 amino acids)
Cellular component (GO): cytoplasm
Source: RefSeq, a predicted model, not a curated record